AUGGAUGAUCUUCUUUGCGGUCACUGGUACGGAACAGUGGGCUGUUUACGUGGCGGGGGCCGCGCACUCUUCUUCAGUCUACUCUUUCUUCUUGCGUUUGUUCCAUCAACUGUUGGCGUCUCCUCUGCUUUCAAUUCAAGUUUGAUUGUCCAAUUGCUUCUCACUCUCUAUAUCAAUAUCCCGCUUCGACUAUGGCAGGUCAUUUUAAUUGGUGGUCCUGUCAGUCUCAUUCAUAUCACAUUGUCAUGCACCGUUUGUGGGAAGAUAAAUGCAAGACUUGUUUGCAUUUACGUCCUUCUUCACUGUUGUACGCAUAUGGUUGGAUUUGUGCAACAUAUUCUCUCACAGGUGCGUCGACGCUCCACGUUUAUGCGUCUGGGUCACAGUGCUUUGAUGCGCAAGGCCAUAGAGAAGGAGCAGCAACUCCAGAACGAGAUGAUUCAAUCUCUAAUGCCACAGGAGGUCGCUCGUGAAGUGAUGCAAGGUUCCUAUGACAGUGAAGAAGGCGAAGAUGAAGAUGAUAAUUCUACGGUGGGAGGAAAUGAUAGCAAUAGCAAUGAAUUUGACGAUGGGGAAUUUGCAAUGCAUGACCUGGGAAAGGAUAAGAAAUACAAGAAGACUGUGAAACAGAUCAGGAGCAAGAGACGCAAAAGUGAUAGUCUCUUUGAUGACUCAGAAGACUACAGUGGGGAUGAGGCAGAUCCUCUGAAGAACAUAGAGGGGGGUGGCUCUUCUCGACAUCGAGGACACAACAGUGAAAUGCGAAUGAUCUCCUCCUCCAGUCUGCCAGCACAUCGUCGUCCUUCUGCUGGACAUGCCGUCAAAUUUCGUAAAUUCCACGUCAAUCAAAUGGAGAAUGUUAGUAUCCUCUUCGCGGAUAUUGUUGGCUUCACCAAUAUGAGCUCUAAUAAAACUGCCUCCCAAUUGCUGCUUCUGCUAAACGACCUAUUUGGACGGUAA
Messenger RNA from Rodentolepis nana, 960 nucleotides. NCBI's taxonomy places the organism in Eukaryota, Metazoa, Platyhelminthes, Cestoda, Cyclophyllidea, Hymenolepididae. The record is from the annotation of a GenBank genome assembly.